Molecule: messenger RNA, 3506 nt
Organism: Cavia porcellus (domestic guinea pig)
Lineage: Eukaryota; Metazoa; Chordata; Mammalia; Rodentia; Caviidae
Gene: Obi1
Product: ORC ubiquitin ligase 1
Exons: 6
Coding region: 70-2241 (723 amino acids)
Biological process (GO): regulation of DNA replication; protein monoubiquitination
Molecular function (GO): ubiquitin-protein transferase activity
Source: RefSeq, a predicted model, not a curated record
GCUUCGCCAGUUGUGGCGAGGAACCGCUGUCGGCGGGACUUCCGUGUUGGCGGGAUUCUGAACGCUGCCAUGGCUCAGAGUGUGCAGAACGUAACAUUGUCUCUCACUCUGCCCAUCACGUGCCACAUUUGCUUGGGGAAGGUGCGCCAACCUGUCAUAUGCAUCAACAACCAUGUAUUUUGCUCUAUUUGUAUUGAUUUGUGGUUGAAGAAUAAUAGCCAAUGUCCAGCUUGCAGAGUUCCCAUCACUCCUGAAAAUCCUUGCAAAGAGAUUAUUGGAGGAGCAAGUGAAAGUGAACCUAUGCUAAGCCAUACAGUCAGGAAGCACCUUCGGAAAACUAGACUUGAGUUACUCCAUAAAGAAUAUGAGGAUGAAAUAGAUUGUUUGCAGAAAGAGGUAGAAGAGCUUAAAAAUAAAAAUCUGAGCUUGGAGUCACAGAUCAAGACUAUUCUGGAUCCUUUAACCUUGAUGCAAGGCAACCAAAAUGAAGACAAACUUCCAGUUGCAGAUAAUCCCAGUAAAAUUGACCCACAGACUGUAUCGGAGUGGAAAAAGAAACUCAGAACAGCUAAUGAAAUUUAUGAGAAAGUAAAAGAUGAUGUUGAUAAAUUAAAAGAAGUAAAUAAAAAGUUGAAAUUGGAAAAUGGUGGCCUGGUGAGGGAGAAUUUACGACUGAAGGCUGAAGUUGAUAACAGAUCACCCCAGAAAUUUGGAAGGUUUACAGUUGCUGCUCUUCAGUCUAAAGUAGAACAGUAUGAACGUGAAACCAAUCGCCUUAAGAAAGCCCUGGAAAGAAGUGAUAAGUAUAUAGAGGAACUAGAAUCUCAAAUUGCACAACUGAAAAAUUCAAGUGAAGAGAGGGAAACUAUGGAUGCCAUUUGCCAGAGAGCACUUUCUGCAGAUGGUAAGGGAGGCAGUGAGGAAGAUGUGGCAUCAAACAAUCAAGGUGACAGUGCCAGAAAGCCUAGCUCAUCCACCUUAAGUUCUUCUCACCUGGGAAAACUUUCCAGCAGCAGACUCUCUGACACCAGUGCUGCGAGACAGGAAAUCACCUGCAAAACAGAACCAAACCAGCAUAAGAACAAAGAUCUGUAUCAAAAACAGGUAGAAAUAAUGUUAGAUGUAUCAGAUACAAGUAUGAAUACUUAUUUGGAAGGAGAAUGGGGUGGUAAGCCUAGUAACUGUGUUGCCUACAAAGAUGAAGAGCUUUAUGAUCUUCCGGCUCCUUGUACUCCUUUAUCUCUUAGUUGCCUUCAGUUAAAUACUCCAGAAAAUCGAGAGAGCUCUGCAGUAAAAGCAGGAGGUUCCAAGAAGCACUCAAAUCAUCUCAGGAAACUGGUGUUUGAUGAUUUUUGUGAAUCUCCAAAUGUUUGUAAUAAGGAUUGUUCAGAAGAUGAUGUAAGUAGAAAUGAAAAUGAAAAGAAAUCAGAAUGUUUUGCUCCCCCAAAGACAGCAUUUUGGGAUUGUUGCUCUACAAGCUAUGCCCAAAGCUUGGAUUUUGAAAAUUCAGAGGGGAACAUAAUAGCAAACUCUGUUGGAGAAAUACCUUCAAAAUUGAGUGAGAAAUCAACCUCAUGUUUAUCCAAGAGGUUGAAUUCCAUUCGCUCUUUUGAAAUGAACCGGACAAGAACAUCAAGCGAAGCAUCAAUGGAUGCUGCUUACCUUGACAAAAUCUCUGAAUUGGAUUCAAUGAUGUCAGAGUCAGACAACAGCAAGAGCCCUUGUAAUAAUGGUUUUAAGUCAGUGGAUUUGGAUGGGUUAUCAAAGUCAUCUCAAGGCAAUGAUUUUCUUGAGGAACCGAGUAAGUUGGAUGAAAGAACUGAGCUCAAUCUUCCCAAAAGUUCUCUAACUGCUGAUCAGUUAAAAAAUGGAAAUGAAUGGAAACCAACUUCCUUUUUUCUUCUUUCUCCAUCUGACCAAGAAAUGAAUGAAGAUUUUUCACUCCAUUCCACUUCUAAUCCAGAAACUAAUGAAAUCAAACCCUCAAGCUGUUUAUUUCAGACAGAGUUUUCCCAGGGUGUUUUGUUAAGCAGUUCACAUCGACUAUUUGAAGAUGAAAGGUUUGGGUCAUCUUUGUUUAAGAUGUCCUCAGAGAUGCACAGUCUUCAUAACCACCUUCAGUCUCCUUGGUCUGCUUCCUUUGUGCCUGAAAAGAGGAAUAAAAAUGUGAAUCAAUCAACAAAAAGAAAAAUCCACAGCACUCUGUCUAAUGCCAGCCCAUCAAAAGCGACUAAAAGUUGACUCAUUAGGAAGUUGUCAUUUGUGUGCUUGUCCUGAAAGGCAUAUAAAAGUUUGUAAAAUUGCUUUUUUUCCUUUCAUAAAUACAAUUUGAAUUGAUAAUCUUUAGUCAAAUGUCAAGUCAGAAUAGUGGUUUAACCUAUGCCCACACUGAACCUUUUACAUCAUUUUGAAAAGACUUUCUGAUCUUUAAUUUGGGGGUGUUUUUGACCAGAGAAGGAAGGGAGAAUUAUUUGUUUGUUUAAUGAGUAUGUGUGUCUGGGCUAAGUGUGUUUUGUUUCUUGAAUCUUAUUUAACUGUUAGAUACAGUGGCCUAUUAAUAAGGCUCAGUUGUCUUCAAAACUUUUAGUAUUGUCUAUGCACUGAUCAUAAGACACUUGAAUUUCUUUAAAACUUCUACAGUGGAAAUUCUCUUUGUGCCCCUUUUUAUUUAUGUUUAGUAAUGGCCCAGUUUUAUGUAAGACUGUGAUGGAGAAAUAGUACUCUGACCGUAGUCCAAUGUUCAUUUACUUUUUCUACAGUUUUAUGUAUAUGUUUGCAUUUUUUAACAUUGUAGUUUGUCAAGUUUUGUCCAGGCUUAUCCAUGUUCUGUUACUAUAGAAGAAUGCAAUUUUUUACAUAGAAAUAACUUUUUAUAUCAGGCAUCUUACAUUUGCUUUUUCAUUUUAUGUCAGGCAGCUUAUAUGUGCAUAUUCAUCUUAUGUCAGAUAGCUUAUAUUUUGUAUUUAAAAUCAGAGAUUGAGUAUACUUUGGAAGAUAUAGAGCAGUUAGGUUUGUUGGAGGAGCUUAAACAUUAUAGCUUCAUUGUUUCAGAUGUAUACAUGCAAAAGCAUCUUUGCCAAGUUCUUGGUCCACUUAUCUCCCAGGGAAAUGUUUUUGAAAUGAUAAAGUUCUUAUUUGCAUGUGACUGUUCUUUGUGUAAACAGAAUGCAUGAUAACAUUUUUGCUUGCUUUAUUUUCCAUACUUAAGAAAAAGAAGUUUUAGUUGGCUAGUAGACUUUUAUCUGGGACUUUUUUUUUUCCUUAAAGAGUAUUGAGGAGAUAAAGAUAGGUAAUAAUGAAGCACAAUUUGUAAUUUAGGCUCAAAAAAUUAUAUGAUUCUGAACAUGUUUGGUAUGCCUAUGAAAGCCCUCUGAAAAAUGGGUUUGUAUAGUGAUGACUUGUUUAUCUAAUGUGCACUGAACCUUUUACAUUAAUACCAUAUUGUUUUACAUUAAUACUGCUUGCUUUUCUAUGUGAAUUGAAUAAAGGAUGUCAUAAGCACUGUA